ACCUGUGGAGGGCAGUAAUACUCUUAGCAGCGUCUGCACUGCCGGAAUCCUACAAGAAGAAGAAGAAGAAAAGAUGUUUGUUUCGGUUUCGUUUUGAUUCGAGCUUUAAGUGUCGGUGCUGAACGAACAUCAAUGAGUUUGACGUGUUUCCAUAUACAGGGAAGAUGUCAGACUUUGAGACGAGGAAGAGGAAGAGAUCUUCAUCUCCAGAUCUCAGCUGUGUGUCUCUGAAGAGUCAUGGAUCCAUGAAUCAUCCUCCUGAAUUCAGUGAUGGACCAGUGACCUCUGACCCCAGUAUCUUCAGGAAGAGAUCUUCAUCUCCAGAUCCCAGCUGUGUGUCUCUGAAGAGCAAUCAAUCCAUGAAUCCUCUUGUUAACUUCAGUGAUGGACCAGUGACCUCUGACCCCAGAGAUGAUCAGACUGGAGACCAGGAUUCUCCUCAAGCAGUAGAUGAUGAACUACAGAGAGUCAAAGACCAGCUCAAAACCAGCAUGAAGAACAAGUAUGAGAGAUUAUUUGAGGGACUGAACCUCCAGGAGAAUGAAACCCUCCUGAACAGGAUCUACACACAGCUCUACAUCAUAGAGGGAGAGAGUGAAGGAGUGAAUGAACAACAUGAGGUUUUCCAGAUGGAGAAAACAGCCAGAACACAACACUUACAAGACACUCCAAUCUACUGCAAUGACAUCUUUAAAGCCUCACCUGAACCAGGACGUGAGGAGAAACACCAGAUCAAGACUGUUCUUACUAAAGGCAUCGCUGGAAUCGGAAAAACCGUCUCUGUGCAGAAGUUCAUUCUGGACUGGGCCGAGGGAAAAGCCAAUCAGGAUGUAGAUUUCAUGUUUGUGCUUCCAUUUCGAGAGCUGAACUUGAUCCGAGAUCAUCAGUACAGUCUUCACAGACUUCUGCUGGACUUUCAUCCUGAACUUCAAGAUCUGGACUCAAAGAUUUAUGAGGAGUGUAAAGUUGUGUUCAUCUUUGAUGGUCUGGAUGAAAGCAGAAUCACACUGAUGUUUUCAGAUGAUGAGGAAGUUUCUGAUGUGAAUGAGUCUUCAUCGGUUUGUGAUGUGAAUGAGUCUUCAUCGGUUUGUGAUGUGAAUGAGUCUUCAUCAGUUUCUGAUGUGACUGAGACUUCAUCAGUUUGUGAUGUGAAUGAGACUUCGUCAGUGGGUGUGUUGAUGUCAAAGCUCAUGACAGGAGAGCUGCUUCCCUCUGCUCUCAUCUGGAUCACCUCCAGACCAGCAGCAGCCAAUCAGAUCCCCUCCAGAUACAUCAACCUACUUACGGAGAUUCAGGGAUUCAAUGAGCCUCAGAAGGAGGAAUAUUUCAGGAAGAGAAUCAGUGACGAGCAUCAAGCCAGCAGAAUCAUCUCACACAUCAGAAGAGCAAGAAGCCUCCACAUCAUGUGCCACAUACCCGUCUUCUGCUGGAUCUCAUCCACUGUGCUUCAGAAGCUCCUGAAAGAAGAUCUGAGUGCAGAAAUCCCUCAGACUCUGACUGAAAUGUACAUCCACUUCCUGCUGAUUCAGAUCAACAUGAGGAAUCAGAAGUAUGAAGAGAGAGAUCCAGAGAAACUGCUGAAGUCCAACAGAGAAGUGAUUGUGAAACUUGCUGAAGUGGCUUUCAAUCAGCUGAUGAAGGGCAAUGUGAUGUUCUAUGAGGAGGACCUGAGAGAGAGCGGCAUAGACGUCACUGACGCCUCAGUGUAUUCUGGGAUUUGCACUGAGAUCUUUAAGGAGGAAUCUGUGAUUCAUCAGAGGAAAGUCUACAGCUUCAUUCAUCUGAGCUUUCAGGAGUUUCUCGCUGCUUUCUAUCUGUUUUAUUCACAUGUGAUCAAGAACAAGAAACCACUGGAUGAAUUCAGAUUUUACAGAUCUGAUAAAGUCUCUCUGUAUGCUCUACAAACAGCAGUAGAUAAAGACUCUCUGUAUUCUCUACUAACAUCAGCAGUAGGUAAAGACUCUCUGUAUGAUCCACUAACAUCAGCAGUAGAUAAAGACUCUCUGUAUGAUCUACUAACAUCAGCAGUAUAUAAUGCCCUCAUGAGUGAGAAUGGACAGCUGGAUCUGUUCCUGCGGUUCCUGCUGGGCGUCUCACUGGAGUCCAAUCAGAGACUCUUACAGGUUCUAAUGACACACACAGAGAACAGCUCAGAGAGCAUCAGGAGAACCACACAGUACAUUAAAAAGAUGAUAAAAGAUGAAGAUAGAGAUCUCUCCACUGAAAGAUCUAUCAAUCUGUUCCUCUGUCUGCUGGAAGUCAAAGAUCAGUCUCUGUCCAGAGAGAUUCAGGAGUUUGUGAAAUCAGACAAACACUCAGAGAAGAUACUCUCUUCGUCUCACUGCUCAACAAUCGCCUACAUGAUUCAGAUGUCAGAGGAGCCACUGGAUGAGCUGAACCUCAUGAAAUACAACACGUCAGAUGAGGGGAGAAGAAGACUGAUACCAGCUGUGAUCAACUGCAGAAAAGCUCUGUGAGUGUUUAAUCAUUAACUAAAGUAUCAUAUUUAAUAAUGAAUCUGACACCUUUAAAAUAAAUGUUCCUAAAUGAGAGAUUUUCUCCUCAAUAACAGAAUCUUAAAGGGUCACGACACGCCUCUUUAAUAAAGUAGAUAGUCACU
Messenger RNA from Megalobrama amblycephala (Wuchang bream), 2620 nucleotides. Its product is annotated as NLR family CARD domain-containing protein 3-like. The record is from RefSeq and is a predicted model, not a curated record. Bases 165 to 2477 code for a protein of 770 amino acids. The transcript has 4 exons. NCBI's taxonomy places the organism in Eukaryota, Metazoa, Chordata, Actinopteri, Cypriniformes, Xenocyprididae.